This is a messenger RNA of Oncorhynchus mykiss (rainbow trout), 6685 nucleotides long. RefSeq names its product laminin, beta 2 (laminin S) (gene lamb2). The record is from RefSeq and is a predicted model, not a curated record. Lineage: Eukaryota; Metazoa; Chordata; Actinopteri; Salmoniformes; Salmonidae. Gene Ontology annotation, cellular component: laminin trimer. Gene Ontology annotation, biological process: animal organ morphogenesis; basement membrane assembly; cell migration.
AGGGGAAACAAGUUAGGUUGAAAAUACUGUAUCCCUAAAAACUGGAAACAUCUGCUUUUUUUUAAAGCCUGCGAAGAGUGGGAUGGUAAGUGUAGUAGGUGGUUAUGUGCGCCGCAUGGAUUGUUCACUGAAGCAAUCAAAGGGAACCUAAUCCGUUCUCCCCAGAGCGCGCAUUCCUGUUUCCAAGGCGCACAUCUAUUCUCUCUGACACUAGGGUCUUCUGAAAACCGGUGGUGGACUUUACACACUACUUGAAUUAACUUCACUAACUUCUUCAAGGUCCAGACUCGGCAGCCAGAACCAUCUGAGUCUACUGUCAUUAUAUGUGUAUCAAUCAUGGCGAAAUUAUUAUCUGAAUCUUCAGCCCACUUUUGAUUUGAUCAAAGUCACACGUUUAUGCAGCAUCGUAGUCAUAAUUAAUGUUAAAACCGUUUAAUAGUUAAUGUUAAAACCUUUUAAUAGUGGAUUUUGCUUUGAUGUUAUUACACUACAAUAAGCAGUCAGAAGCGCUCUAGGGUCCAUUCCUACGAAACGAAACUCCGCAGCGGAGUUUCCAUAUAACGAGACUCGGGACAGAAUUUCGGAGAGUGGUCGUCAGAUAUCAAAUACUUUGGAGAGUGGUGGUCAGGCUUCUGAUUAUACUGCCAACUCCGCUCAAAUGAAACAGGGGGAAUCGUAUGGAUUCGUGUUGAUUUAAAAGACAGGGGGAUCAAACCUACUAAUAUUAAAGUGCUGAAUCUACUGAACAAGUCAAAGGGGACUGACCCAUGAACAUAAAACCAUGCACGCGUCACUGGUAAUGUUCAUAUGUGCCCUGGCAUAUGCCACUGCCCGGGAGCCAGACCACGCCCACGGCUGUACCCAUGGCAGCUGUUACCCGGCAACAGGAGACCUGUUGGUGGGCCGUGAGAAGAGCCUGAAGGCAUCAUCUACAUGCGGCUCCAGGAAGAAAGACCCCUACUGCAUCGUCAGUCACUUACAGGAUGAGAAGAAAUGUUUCCAGUGUGACUCUCGCCGCCCAUAUGAUCCUGUCUACAACACCAUCAGUCACCGCAUUGAGAACGUCAUCACCACGUUCAAACCACACCGCAAGAAGUCAUGGUGGCAGUCGGAGAAUGGAAAGCCUGAUGUCUUCAUUCAGCUGGACCUUGAGGCAGAAUUCCAUUUUACUCAUCUUAUCAUGAUCUUCAAGACAUUUCGCCCAGCAGCCAUGGUGAUUGAGCGAUCGGCAGAUUUUGGACGUAACUGGCAGGUGUACCGCUACUUUGCCUACGACUGUGCCUCGGUCUUCCCCGGGGUAUCUAAGGGACCCCUACGCAAAGUAGACGACGUCAUCUGUGAGUCGCGCUACUCUGACAUCGAGCCGUCCACAGAGGGAGAGGCAAUCUACAGAGUUCUGGACCCUGCCAUCCACAUUGAGGACCCCUACAGCCCCAACAUUCAGAACCAGCUGAAGAUCACUAACCUGCGUGUGAACUUCACCAAGCUGCACACUCUGGGAGAUAACCUGCUGGACUCCCGCGUGGAGAUCAAGGAGAAGUACUACUAUGCCAUGUACGAGCUGGUCGUCCGUGGCAACUGCUUCUGCUAUGGCCACGCCUCCGAGUGUGCCCCCAUCGAUGGGAUCAAGGAUGAGGAGGGCAUGGUCCAUGGGAGGUGUGUCUGCAAGCACAACACGAAGGGUCUGAAUUGUGAGCUGUGUGAUGACUUCCAUAGUGACAUGCCCUGGAGACCGGCUGAGGGACGCAACACCAACGCCUGCAAGAAAUGCAACUGUAACGGCCACUCCAACCACUGUCACUUUGACAUGGCGGUUUACUUGGCCACGGGCAAUGCCGGCGGUGGCGUCUGUGACCACUGUCUCCACAACACCAUGGGACGCAACUGUGAGAUGUGUAAACCAUUUUACUACAAGGACCUCAGUAGGGACAUCAGAGACCCCGGGGUCUGUACUGCCUGUGACUGUGAUCCUGAUGGUUCCCUGAAUGGGGGCAUCUGUGACGGGCAUGACGAGCCAUCCCUGGGCAUGAUCGCUGGGCAGUGCCGCUGUAAGGACCACGUGGAAGGGCAUCGCUGUGACAAAUGCAAGUCUGGCUUCUUUGGCCUGAGUGCAGCAAACCCCCGCGGCUGCCAACCCUGCCAGUGUGACCCCAGGGGUACUGUGUCAGAGAGCCCAAAAUGUGACCCUGUGAGCGGGGACUGCUUCUGCAAGCGACUGGUCACCGGACGCAGCUGUGACCUGUGUCUGCCAGAACACUGGGCACUGAGUCAUGACAUGAAUGGCUGCAGAGACUGUGACUGUGAUGUGGGCGGAGCCACAGAUAACCACUGCUCUAUGGAGAAUGGCCAGUGCCGCUGUCGUAGUCAUAUGAUGGGCCGUCAAUGUACCCAGGUGGAGUCUGGGUGGUACUUCAUGGCUCUGGACCACUAUACCUAUGAGGCUGAGCUGGCCAUAUUGGGACAGGGCUGCAGUGUGGAACAGAGGGAGCACCAGCCUGGGCGCCCUGCCACCUGGACUGGCACUGGGUUUGCCAAGGUCCCAGAGGGCAGCAGCCUGGAGUUCUCCAUCAACAACAUCCCCUACUCCAUGGAGUACGACCUCCUCAUCCGCUAUGAGCCACAGAUGCCACGGGACUGGGGGGAGGUCCGUGUGACGAUCAUUCGGCCAGGGCCCAUUCCCACCAGCAGCCCUUGUGGAAACACCAUCCCUGCAGAUGACAUGCUCACUGUGUCCCUGCCUGCAGGAUCCAGGUUUGUCGUGCUGCCUCCACCUGUAUGCAUGGAGAGAGGAGUGAGCUACACCCUUCGCUUUGAGUUCAGUCGCUAUCUGGAUGGGAACAGUAUUCUCAUUCUUGGUACAACCGCUGCCAACAUUUUAGUGGACUCUAUCUCCCUGAUCCCUCGUUACUCCUCCCUGGAGAUGUUCAUUGGGGGUGACCCCGCCUCCAUUGCUAGGAAGCAGAGCUACGAGCGCUACCGCUGCCACGAGGGGGCCAAGAGCGUGACACGCCCCCAGAUCAGCAACGUCUGUGCCAAACUCAUCACCAGCAUGUCAGCCAUCAUUAACCAUGGAGCCCUGCCUUGCCUGUGUGACCCCCAGGGCUCAGUCAGCUCAGUGUGUGACACGCACGGAGGUCAGUGUCGCUGUAGGCCAAACGUGAUUGGACUUCGCUGUGACCAGUGUGCUCCUGGGACGUACGGCUUUGGACCUGCAGGAUGUAACGCAUGUGAGUGCAAUCUGGAAGGUGCGGUCACUCGGUCCUGUGACCAGUUGACUGGGCAGUGCCGGUGCCGCCCGGGUGCGUUCGGCCAGCGGUGCGAUGGCUGCCAGGCAGGACACUGGGGCUUCCCCAACUGUAAGCGAUGCCUGUGUAAUGGACAUGCUGAGGAGUGCCACCAGAGGACCGGAGCCUGUCUCAACUGCAGGGACAACACUGGAGGGGACAAAUGUGACAGGUGUGCCAACGGUUACUACGGCAACCCAGUGUUGGGCACAGGUAUGGGUAACCAAUGUUGGGCCUGCCCUUGCCCAGAUGGCCCAAACAGCGGACGCCACUUCGCUGCCUCCUGUUACCAGGACAACCGCAACAGACAGGUGGUCUGCAACUGUAACCAAGGAUACACAGGGGGGAUGGUUAAGCGCUCCGAGGGUUCUUUCAAGCGUUCCCGGUGUGAGGAGUGCGCCCCUGGUUACUACGGUAACCCCUCCCAGCCAGGUGGGCGGUGCCAGCCGUGCAGGUGCAGUAAUAACAUUGACAUGUCAGAUCUGGAUGCGUGUGACCGGCGGACAGGAGAGUGUAAGAAGUGUCUCUACAACACAGAGGGACCGGACUGUGGCGUGUGCAAGAGCGGUUACUAUGGAGACGCCUCGCGACGCAACUGCAGAAAGUGCACCUGUAGCUUCCUGGGCACAGAGCAUACCCAGUGUACAGCGCGGGAUGAGUGUGUCUGCCAGCGUGCCACGGGGCAGUGCCAGUGUUUACCCAACACCAUCGGCCUGACAUGUGACCACUGUAAGCCCAACUACUGGAACCUGGCUAGUGGGCGGGGCUGUGAGGCCUGCGGCUGUGACCCCAACAAUGCUGUCAACUCGGCCUGCAACGAGUUCACUGGAAAGUGUCAGUGUCGUGAUGGAUUCGGUGGAAAGACCUGCACAGACUGCCAAGAGAACUACUGGGGAGACCCCAGGAUCCAGUGCAGAGUCUGUGACUGUGACCCCAGGGGCAUAGAGACAUCCCAGUGUGACCAGAAGUCAGGCCACUGUGUGUGUCAGCAGGGGGUGUCAGGCGUGCGUUGUGACCAGUGUGCGAGGGGCUUCUCAGGCCAGUUCCCUAACUGCCAGCCCUGCCAUCAGUGCUUUGGGGACUGGGACCGGGUGGUGCAGGACCUGGCUGUCCGAACCAAGACCCUGUCAGAGCGGGCUCAAGAGAUCCAGACCACGGGCCUGACUGGAGCCUAUGAGAAGGCCUUCAGAGACCUGGAGAAGAAGCUGGCACAGGCCCAGGGCAUCGUCAACGCCCGCAACACCACCGCAGAGGCAGUCAGCAGCCUGAUGGAGCUCAUUGAAGACCUCAGGUCUCAGAUAGGUGAGACCACAGACACACUGAAUCGUCUGGAGGGAGACCUGACCAGUGUGCAGAACAGCAACGUUGAGGCCAGUAAUGAGCUCAGUGCUCUGGAGAGAGAGGCCAAACAGCUAAACUUAACCUCAGAUCAGCUCCACCGUCAACUGGACAUCCUCAAGAACUCCAACUUCCUGGGUGCAUAUGACAGCAUCCACAGCUCCUAUAACAAGUCCCGUGAUGCAGAGCGGCGAGCCAACCAGUCCACCACCACCACGCCCAGCACUGUUAGCCAAUCAGCAGACACACGCCGCAAGACAGAACGCCUCAUCUCUGCCAAGCAAGAUGACUUCAACCGUAAGAACGCUGCCAACAAGCGAGCCCUGGGGGACCUCAAUGCCAAGGCUCAGACCCUGGACAUGAAGAAGAUCAAUGAGAAGGUCUGUGGGACCCCUGGCGAUGCCCCCUGUGCAGAGAGCCUUUGCGGAGGAGCAGGUUGCCGUGACGAUGGGGGGAAUAGGCACUGCGGAGGCCUGAACUGCAACGGUGCCGUAGCAAUGGCAGAUAACGCCCUGGAGAGGUCCAAGCACGCAGAGAAAGAGCUGAACAAAGCCAUGGGGGAGGUAGAAGAGCUCUUCCACAAGGUUGCAGAUGCCAAGACCAAGGCAGAGGAGGCGAAGAGUAAAGCCCAGGCAGCUCUGGACAAGGCCACCAACACCAAGAACAAUGUGGAGCGCUCCAACAAUGACCUGAGGGACCUCAUCAAGCAGAUCCGGGACUUCCUCAUGCAGGAGGGUGCGGAUCCAGACAGCAUUGAGACGGUUGCCAACCGUGUCCUGGAGCUGUCCAUCCCAGCCUCACCACAGCAGAUCAGACACCUGGCAGAGGAGAUCAAGGACCGGGUCCGGAGCCUCUCCAACGUAGACGCCAUUCUGCAACAGACACAGGAUGAUGUGCGCAAAGCAGAGCAGCUGCUGCAGGAGGCCAAGAAGGCCAGGAAUCGGGCAGAGGGGGUGAAAUCCACAGCAGAGACAGUAAAACAGGCACUUGAGGAUGCUAAGAAGGCCCAGGCCACAGCAGAGAAGGCCAUACAGCGGGCUCGGGCUGACAUUGGGGAAACGGAAGCUCGACUAGCACAGAUUGAGUCUGAGACCUCCAGCAGUGAACAUGACUUGAAUGAUGCCAUGGACCGCAUGGGCAACCUAGGUCGGGAGAUUAAUGCUCUGAAGCUCAAACGUGCCCACAACAGCGUGGCAGCAGCUCGAGCUGAGGAGACAGCCACUAUGGCACGGGACAAAGCCAAUGAGGCUAAGCAGAUUUUAGAUGGCGAGCUGAUGGAUAAGUAUCACACAGUGCAGGAGUUGGUGGACACGAAAGCCAAGACUGUCCAGGAGGCGAAGAAGAAAGCAGAGCGCCUAAGAGACGAAGCCAAAGAGCUACUGAAGGACGCCCAGAACAAGCUCCAGAGACUAGCAGAGCUAGAGAAAGACUAUGAAGAGAACCAGAAAACGUUGGAGGGCAAAGCCCAGCAGCUGGACGGCCUAGAAGACAAGAUGAAGGCUAUCCUCAACGACAUCAACAAACAGAUCCAGAUCUACAACACCUGUCAGUAACAGCCAGGACCUGGCUGGUCAAACCAACACUGACAGACACUAUAUGAAACUACUCCUGUUUCACACCGCUGAGCCUGUACACUAUGCACCUCGCCCUGGAGGUGCCUGUCCGACUACACUGUGUAACCGUGCCUUUUUGAUUGUGAGAUUUCACACAACUAAUAUAACAUUGUGUGGCCACAUUGUGUAUUACUGUGUGACUUUCAACUGAAGGAUAGAAGUGCCUCCACGUGACAUUUCAAUUAAAAUGUGUUAAUGUGUGCAUGCAAAAUACAGACCUUUGCACAUGUUUGGCCCAAAACUCAGAUCACCCCCCAAAACCCUGACACAUUCAUAAUAUAAAGAAGCCCAAAAAAUGAUGUAUGAAUACAUUGUUCUGGAUAAACAAAAAAAUGGAAUAAAAGUUGUGUACCCUACCCACUGGAUGAAAGGUCACUUUGACAUAGUUUCUGAUAUCUCACCUGGAUCAAUGAUGGAUGAAUAUGCUCAUUAAAACCUACAUACAUUAAA